AACCGAGUUUCACAUUUAAAAAACAUUGGAUGAAAAAGUUUACACUGGAGUAGAUCCACACCGGCAGGCGUACAGCAGCAAUGACCAGCUCUUAAACGCAGGUUGUGCUGGAUCCAAUGCGAUUUGCGACCCACACCACACUCGAUCGACGCUGCUUUAUAUUGGGGAACCCCAAUUCUUGUCGGAUCUCAAUCUGGUGGGGAGCGGAAUUGUGAAUUAGGGCUUUGAUCCGUCCAUUCGAUUGGAUUCAGAUCUCACUGCUUUUCAUUUGUGAUUUUGGGUGGUGGGAAAGAAUUGAGGAAAAUGCUGACCAAGUUUGAGACGAAGAGUAAUAGAGUGAAAGGUUUGAGUUUCCACAGCAAGAGGCCAUGGAUCUUGGCGAGUCUCCACAGCGGCGUGAUCCAGCUCUGGGAUUAUCGCAUGGGCACACUCAUUGAUCGCUUCGACGAGCACGAUGGACCCGUUCGUGGAGUUCAUUUCCACAAAUCGCAGCCGCUUUUUGUAUCUGGAGGUGAUGAUUACAAAAUCAAGGUGUGGAAUUACAAAUUGCAUAGGUGUCUUUUUACACUUCUUGGCCAUCUUGAUUACAUCCGGACAGUCCAAUUUCACCAUGAGUACCCAUGGAUUGUAAGUGCAAGUGAUGAUCAGACAAUCAGAAUAUGGAAUUGGCAAUCUCGAACUUGCAUUUCUGUUUUGACUGGCCACAACCAUUAUGUCAUGUGUGCUUCAUUCCACCCCAAAGAGGACCUUGUUGUUUCAGCCUCUUUGGACCAGACUGUUCGUGUUUGGGAUAUUGGUGCCUUGAGGAAGAAAACAGUAUCUCCUGCUGAUGAUAUUCUGCGACUUUCUCAAAUGAACUCAGACUUCUUUGGUGGUGUCGAUGCUGUUGUAAAGUAUGUCUUGGAAGGCCACGAUCGAGGGGUUAACUGGGCUUCCUUCCAUCCCACUCUCCCCCUGAUUGUUUCAGGAGCAGAUGAUCGCCAAGUUAAAAUCUGGCGCAUGAAUGAUACUAAGGCUUGGGAGGUGGAUACCUUGAGAGGUCACAUGAAUAAUGUGUCAUGUGUUUUGUUCCAUGCAAAGCAGGACAUUAUUGUGUCUAAUUCCGAAGACAAAAGUAUUCGAGUUUGGGAUGCUACUAAAAGAACUGGCCUGCAGACUUUCCGUAGGGAGCACGACAGGUUCUGGAUCCUUUCAGCUCAUCCUGAGAUGAAUCUUCUGGCUGCUGGUCAUGAUAGUGGAAUGAUUGUAUUUAAGUUGGAGAGAGAGCGCCCUGCCUUCUCUGUUUCUGGUGAUUCACUUUUAUAUGUGAAGGACAGAUUUCUCCGUUCUUUUGAGUACUCAAGUCAGAAAGACAUCCAGCUAAUACCUAUCCGACGUCCUGGCUCUAAUAAUUUGAAUCAAGGGCCUCGAACUCUCUCUUACAGUCCUACGGAGAAUGCUGUCUUGAUUUGCUCUGAUGUAGAUGGUGGUUCAUAUGAACUCUACAUUAUUCCAAAAGAUAGCCAUGGCAGAGGUGACACGGCUCAAGAGGCAAAGAGAGGUACUGGGGGUUCUGCAGUCUUCAUUGCAAGAAAUAGGUUUGCUGUGCUUGAGAAGAGCACAAACCAGGUCCUUGUAAAGAAUCUGAAAAAUGAAAUGGUGAAGAAGAGUGCUCUUCCUAUUGCUACUGAUGCUAUAUUCUAUGCUGGCACUGGAAAUCUUCUUUGCAGAUCUGAGGACAAAGUUGUUAUUUUUGAUCUCCAACAAAGGAUUACCCUUGGGGAUCUUCAGACACCAUUUGUAAGAUAUGUGGUUUGGUCUUCUGACAUGGAAAGUGUUGCUUUACUGAGCAAACACUCCAUUGUUAUCGCUGAUAAAAAGCUUGUGCACCGUUGCACUCUUCAUGAGACAAUUCGUGUCAAGAGUGGAGCCUGGGAUGACAAUGGUGUCUUUAUAUAUACUACUUUGACACAUAUCAAAUACUGCCUUCCUAAUGGAGAUAGUGGCAUUAUCAAGACACUGGAUGUCCCAUUGUAUAUCACUAAGAUAUAUGGAAACACCAUCUUUUGCUUGGACAGGGAUGGGAAAAGCCGUCCAGUCAUUGUGGAUUGUACGGAGUAUGUUUUCAAGCUGUCCUUGCUGAAGAAGCGUUAUGACCAAGUUAUGAACAUGAUAAAAAAUGCUGAUUUGUGUGGGCAAGCCAUGAUUGCGUAUCUGCAGCAGAAGGGCUUUCCCCAAGUUGCCCUUUAUUUUGUGAAAGAUGAGAGAACUCGCUUCAACUUAGCUCUUGAAAGUGGUAAUAUUGAGAAGGCUCUGGAAUCGGCUAAAAAUAUUGAUGAGAAAGAUUACUGGUACAGGCUAGGUGUGGAGGCACUUCGGCAGGGAAAUGCUGGCAUUGUUGAAUAUGCUUACCAAAAGACGAAAAACUUUGAGAGGCUAUCCUUCCAUUACCUGAUCACUGGUAAUCUAGACAAGUUGUCCAAAAUGAUGAAAAUUGCUGAAGUCAAGAAUGAUGUUAUGGGUCAGUUUCAUGAUGCUCUAUAUCUAGGCGAUGUGCGGGAGCGUGUUAAGAUUCUGGAAAAUGCAGGUCAUUUGCCACUUGCAUAUAUUACAGCCUCAACCCAUGGACUGCAUGAUGUUGCAGAGCGCCUUGCUGCGGAACUGGGUGAUAAUAUUCCUUCUCUCCCCGAAGGAAAGAAAGCUUCACUUCUGAUGCCCCCAACCCCAGUGUUAUGUGCUGGUGACUGGCCUUUGUUAAUGGUAAGUAAAGGAAUUUUUGAGGGUGGUCUAGAUGAUACAGGCAGAGGUGUAGACGAGGAUUUGGAAGAGGCAGCAGAUGCCGACUGGGGUGAGGGCUUGGAUAUCAGUGAGGUGACCGACUUGCAGAAUGGUGACAUUAAUAUAUCACUGGAGGCAGAUGAUAUUCACGAGGAGAAUGAUGAGGAGGGAGGAUGGGAUCUUGAGGAUUUGGAUUUGCCUGCUGAUGCCGAGACACCAAAGACCGGUGCUAAUGCACGAUGUGCUGUAUUCGUCGCCCCCACCCCUGGCAUGCCGGUAAGCCAAAUUUGGGUACAGAGAUCAUCUCUGGCAGCAGAACAUGCAGCUGCAGGCAACUUCGACACGGCAAUGCGCCUGUUGAACCGGCAACUGGGAAUAAAGAAUUUCUCUCCACUUAAGUCGCAGUUUGUUGACCUUCACUUGGGCAGUCAUACUUACUUGGAUGCCUUCACCUCAGCGCCUGUGAUCUCGAUUGCACUGGAGAGGGGCUGGAGUGAAUCGACGAGUCCCAAUGUCCGUGGCCCCCCUUCGCUCAUUUACAAUUUCUCUCAAUUGGAAGAAAAGCUCAAGGCUGGUUACAAAGCUACAACUACCGGAAAGUUUUCUGAAGCACUUCGGCUCUUCCUCUUUAUUCUUCACACAAUUCCACUGAUCAUAGUCGAGACAAGGCGGGAGGUGGAUGAAGUCAAGGAGCUGGUUAUCAUUGCAAAAGAGUAUGUUCUGGGACUGAAGAUGGAGCUCAAAAGGAGAGAAUUGAAAAACGACCCUGUUCGCCAGCAGGAACUCGCGGCCUAUUUUACCCAUUGUAACCUCCAGCUUCCGCACACGCGGCUCGCAUUGAUGAACGCAAUGACGGUAUGCUACAAGGCGCAGAAUCUGAGCACUGCAGCCAACUUCGCUCGCCGACUUCUGGAGACCAAUCCGAGCAACGAGAACCAGGCCAAAACAGCCCGCCAGGUUCUUCAGGCGGCGGAGAGGAACAUGAAAGAUACAGCUGAGUUGAACUACGACUUCAGAAACCCAUUUGUCGUAUGCGGCGCCACGUAUGUCCCGAUCUACCGAGGCCAGAAAGACGUAACCUGCCCUUACUGCACCACGCAUUACGUUCUGUCCCAACAAGGGGAGCUCUGCGCCGUCUGUGAUCUUUCGGUGAUCGGAGCCGAUGCUUCCGGGUUGCUCUGUUCCCCUUCGCAGAUUCGAUGAAUGAAUCGGCAGCCGCCUGCUGGGUCAGCAUUUAGAGAAAUUGCAACUGGGCAAGACAUGUCCAGAGGAUUGGGUAAGCAACAGAGCAGCAAUCAAACAGGUAUGAGUUUCCUAAACCAAAAUAUUUCGUUUUGUUCUAUAUGUUUUUUUGUUCACUAUUUUUGUUUCUCAUCGUCGUUACAUUACAUGUUUCUCUGUAAUAAACCCCAUGUAUGAUUUUUUCAUUUUUCUUUUUUUUUUUUGUUAUGUUACAACCAUUCUUAUUAUGGUGUGUGGAAUUUAGAGCAUUGCUAGUUUAGACGUGGCAAUGUAUAUUGGUGUUCUUAAAUGGCCCCCCAAACUUGUGUUUUUUUGCAGAAUAUGUAAUAGACAACUACUUCACCUACUCAACUUCACUUUUUAUAUAUCAAAUUAUAGUAUUGUGUUAA
Molecule: messenger RNA, 4388 nt
Organism: Andrographis paniculata
Lineage: Eukaryota; Viridiplantae; Streptophyta; Magnoliopsida; Lamiales; Acanthaceae
Product: coatomer subunit alpha-1-like
Exons: 3
Coding region: 304-3960 (1218 amino acids)
Biological process (GO): retrograde vesicle-mediated transport, Golgi to endoplasmic reticulum; intra-Golgi vesicle-mediated transport; intracellular protein transport
Cellular component (GO): COPI vesicle coat
Molecular function (GO): protein binding; structural molecule activity
Source: RefSeq, a predicted model, not a curated record